Messenger RNA from Arvicanthis niloticus (Nile rat), 1027 nucleotides. RefSeq names its product transmembrane protein 156 (gene Tmem156). The record is from RefSeq and is a predicted model, not a curated record. Lineage: Eukaryota; Metazoa; Chordata; Mammalia; Rodentia; Muridae.
AGCAACAUAGUAUCAGGCUACGGAUGGAAACACAUUUGUGUCAUGUGAGUAGACAUGACAGAAACAGCUUUCCUUAAAUUAUUUGUGGCAAUAGUGGUCACCUUCAUUUUAGUCCUGCCAGAAUUUUUCAAGACACCAAAAGAAAGAACCCAUGAGCUCUCCUGUCUGGAAGUGUGUUUACUGCCUAAUUUCACCUAUCCACUUUCUUCUUUCAACUUUUCUUCCGUGGCCUUUUUGCAACCAGCAGAGGAAACACAGACUAUUAUGGGAAUCUCUCCAAAUCACUCCAGUUUCCAAAGCUUCGCUGAGAUUUGCCAAGGCAUCACAAGUGGAUUGCCGAUGUGCUCCUUGUGUUUGGUUUGUGAAUCCAAAGGAGACGUGGAUUUCACUUCUCAGGAACAAACAUCAAAAGGUCUUGUCAUGAGGGGAUCCAUGGAAGUGAAGGCAAGUGACUUUUACUCACCCUGUCGGUAUUUCAAUAUCACCGCCGCUCUUAUACCUGAUCCUAUGAAGGAAAAUAACACUACCUGCACCCCUGAAGCCCACCCUGGAAAAGUCACAGCUGUAGACGAAGAUCCAGCCAGGGAGACAUCUCUCAACCACACUUGUAGAUUUAUGAAAAAUAUGAACAACUGCGCUCACAUUUUCUUGCACCUAGAAAUGGAUGUAAAAUCUGUCACUUGUUCCAUGAAGAUCACUUGGUACAUUUUAGUGCUACUAGUUUUUAUGCUAGGUGUCAUCUUUAUUAUCCACAAAAUACUUGAAGACCACAGGAGAAUGCGGAGACGGCAGAGUCCUAAGUACAAGUCUACAUCUGUUCUCUUAAGAGGGGGUGACUCUGAGAAGCUGAGCACUUUGGACGUGAGGGUUAUUCCAGAGUCCACUCAAAGGUUGCCCUUAGUGCGGGUCAUGGAAGCGCUCCCCCCAAUACCAGAGCUUGAAGUUGUUUCGGCUGCGCGUCAGCAAGAUCAAUAUACACGGUUAUCCUUGGACAAUCUGGACUGAUGACUUUGAAGAAUGAUCGGAA